AUGGUGGAAAUGCUUGUGAAUGUCAAGAAAUGGAUUGAAGAAAACAGAGCUGCUUUCCUGCCUCCUGUGUGCAAUAAGCUUAUGCACAACCAUCAGCUGAAUGUCAUGUUUGUUGGUGGACCAAACCAAAGAAAAGAUUAUCAUAUUGAAGAAGGAGAAGAGUUGUUUUACCAGCUGGAUGGAGAUAUGUGCCUCAAGAUAAUAGAAAAUGGAAAACACAAAGAUAUCUACAUUAAAGAAGGAGAGAUGUUUCUCUUACCAGCCAGGAUUCCACACUCUCCUCAACGAUACAAAAACACUGUGGGAUUGGUGAUUGAAAGGAAAAGGUUAAAGACAGAAACUGAUGGACUCAGAUACUAUGUUGGAGAAUCAACUGAUGUUCUUUUUGAAAGGUGGUUUCACUGUGAUGACCUUGGUACACAACUUAUCCCAAUAAUCCAAGAGUUUUUCAGCUCUAAGCAGUAUCAAAACGGAAAACCCAAUCCAGAUGACCUUUUGAAAGAAACUCCUUUCCCACUAAAUGACACCAAGGUCAUAGAUCCCUUUUCCUUGAAAGACUGGCUGAAUGAUCAUCAUGUUGAUAUCCAGCAGAAGAAAUCUUUGAGACUUUUUGAUGAUAACUUUGAAACCGAGGUUAUAAUUUUUGGAUCAGGAAUAACUGAAGAGGGAGGAAAGGAUGCAGAUAUAUGGAUAUGGCAGAUGGAAGGCACAUCUGUUCUUACUACAGAUGGUAAAUCCUUGACUUUAGCAACUGGUGACAGUCUUCUCAUCCCUGUACAGACUAAGUUUCAUUGGCAAAGAGAAGAAGGAUCUAUUGUUCUUCAUGUUGUUCAGGACCCGCAGCAGAAAAGACCAUAUGCCUGA
Gekko japonicus is the source of this 864-nucleotide messenger RNA. RefSeq names its product 3-hydroxyanthranilate 3,4-dioxygenase (gene HAAO). The coding region runs from base 1 to 864 and encodes 287 amino acids. NCBI's taxonomy places the organism in Eukaryota, Metazoa, Chordata, Lepidosauria, Squamata, Gekkonidae. The record is from RefSeq and is a predicted model, not a curated record. Gene Ontology annotation, biological process: quinolinate metabolic process; 'de novo' NAD+ biosynthetic process from L-tryptophan. Gene Ontology annotation, molecular function: iron ion binding; 3-hydroxyanthranilate 3,4-dioxygenase activity. The transcript has 10 exons. Gene Ontology annotation, cellular component: cytoplasm.